This is a messenger RNA of Scutellospora calospora, 264 nucleotides long. NCBI's taxonomy places the organism in Eukaryota, Fungi, Glomeromycota, Glomeromycetes, Diversisporales, Gigasporaceae. The record is from the annotation of a GenBank genome assembly.
AUGGUUCGUAUUUCUGUUGAAAAACAAGCACGAAUUUAUGGUCUUGCCCAAGAAGGUUUUCCUUCCCAUUACAUUGCCAAAAAAGAAAAUGUUUCUCAGUCUUCAGUAGUUAGAAUAUGCAAUAAAGCAGAAGAAACUGGAACUGAAGUAAUUCAAAAGGUUUGGGUCGAGAUGGAUAUGGGGUACAUUAACAAGCUUAUUGAAAGUAUGCCUCAAUGUAUAAAUGAUGUUUAUAAAGCAAGGAGGGGUUAUACAGAAUGGUAG